GGAGCAGACGACGAGAGUCCGGGAAAAGUCAAACGGGAGGCGGUUCCUCCGUAUGUGCGCAAACCACGCUUGGCCCGUCCUCCUCCAGACGGGCCCUCCCUCCCCCACCCCCUCGGGCCACCCGCUCUUGAGUUGGAGACUCCUGGCUCCCGUUCGCCUCACAGUCCGGGCAACAGAGUGACACGGGAAUGGACACAGAAGGGAGUCAGAGCAGCCUGUCGUCCUCCACGCAGGACUCCCCGCACGACCCCUGCAAAAUGUUCAUCGGCGGGUUGAGCUGGCAGACGACGCAAGAGGGAUUGAAGGAAUACUUUUGUAAAUUCGGCGAGGUGAAGGAGUGUAUGGUGAUGCGGGAUCCGGUUACGAAGCGGUCGAGGGGGUUUGGAUUUGUCACCUAUGUUGACCAGACUGGUGUGGAUAAAGUUUUGGCUCAAAACAGACACGAGUUGGAUUCAAAAACUAUUGACCCGAAGGUGGCUUUUCCACGUCGAGCUCAGCCCAAGCUGGUUACGAGAACAAAGAAGAUCUUUGUUGGAGGACUGUCUGUCAACACCACCAUCGAAGAUGUGAAACAGUAUUUCGAUCAGUUCGGAAAGGUUGAUGAUGCCAUGCUAAUGUUUGACAAAACCACCAACAGGCACAGAGGUUUUGGCUUUGUGACCUUUGAGAAUGAAGACGUGGUGGAAAAGGUCUGCGAGAUCCACUUUCACGAGAUCAACAACAAGAUGGUGGAGUGUAAAAAGGCUCAGCCGAAGGAAGUGAUGUCACCGACGGGCACGGCACGGGGACGCUCCAGGGUGAUGCCCUACGGUAUGGACGCCUUCAUGCUGGGGAUCGGCAUGCUCGGUUACCCAGGAUUCCAGGCAGCGACGUAUGCUAGUCGUGGCUACACUGGAAUCACACCAGGAUACACAUACCAGUUCCCAGAAUUCCACUUAGAACGGACCCCACUUCUGACCUCCACUCACCCUCCAGAGAUUACAGCCAUUCCACUGACGGCGUAUGGACCAAUGGCAGCGGCCGCAGCUGCAGCAGUGGUCAGAGGCUCCACCCCCUCUCGCUUCCUGGGCACCAGCAGCCCUGGGCCAAUGGCAGACCUGUACGCAGCAGCCAGUCAGGAAUCAGCAGUCAGCAGCUACAUCAGUGCAGCAAGCCCCGCCCCCAGCACAGGGUUUGGACAUGGACUUGGGGGUCCUUUGAUUGCAACCGCCUUCACCAAUGGCUACCACUGAGGGUCGGUGAGGUCCGCAUCCAGCAGGAGAGCAGAAACAUGAUGAUGGAGGAACUCCUCAUCUCUCCGUUCAGGAGUUUACACCUUUUCUUUUCCUCUAUUCUCUACUAACAUCACUUUCCCUCAUCCCGAGUCCUUUAUAAUAUGCUGCCGUCUGUCUUUUUAAAAAGAAAUGAAGUAUAAAAGAUCGUCGAAAGAAUAUUGUUUGAUUGUACGCGCAGAAACACGCGAGGAGUUCUGUUUCCUUUUCGGGUUUUUAUUUUCUGUUGAUGUUUUUGCUGACUGUUUUUUAAUGUUUUUACUGUACUCAUGCUGUAACGGAUGAUGUCGAGAAGGACGGAGAGAGAGAAAGAGAGAGAGAAGGAGCGAUAAAACUGGAAAAAAAACCGUUUGGUUUCAAACGAAUAUAAACGACGAACAAAUAUUGUGAGAUUUGAAACAAAACCGCAAGACGAAAAUGUAUAUUUUGGUUGUUUUACGCAGCAUUUUUGUAAGCUGAAUCGUCGAUACUUCGUAAAAUUGGAUUGAACAUGAGAAAGGAUUCAUUUUCUUUGCGAGACGUUGAUAAAAACGGUUUACGGAUUUACGAAUAAUUGACGAUUUGCACAGAAGAUGUCACCGUGCUCAUGUUGAGGCUCUUGAUUCGGCUGUUUUUGUGUAGAUACUGUAAAUAUUGCAUGGAUUUGGGGAGGGGUUCGACUUGAACGAUGGAUCGGGUGGUGCGGGAGGGUCUUUAUGGGGUUUUUUUAACACGCAAACAUCUUUCUUCACAUUGAAUCUUGUAUUUCCGAGACUCGUUUCUCAAUCAGAUUGGGCUGAUGCGAGCCUUCGCUUGUGCUUCUCUCACUUUCUACUCCAUUUCUACUGAAAAACGAUUAAUGUUUUAGACUGUCUACAUUUUCGAAUCAAGCGAUCUUUGUACAAAGUGCUUCAGUUUUUGUACGACUCCUCAUGCUUGUGAGUUUGAAAUGAUUCGGAAACCACGUUUCAGAUGUUUGCAGUGACAAAAAUAAGGUUGUGUUUUCCAAAAAAACAGACCUGGUCCCAUUUUUUUGGGAGAGAAAACACAAUCUUAAUUCGUUUAGUAGCCUCAGUUGGAAAGGUACGGCUGGUUAGGCUUCUCUUCAUUCUGUUUUGAAUAUAUAUUAUAUUUAGUUUUUUUGAGCAUUGUACUUCUAUUGUAAAUUCCUUUCCCUUUCUCAUCUUCUUUUGUUGACGCUGGUACGAUGCUGUUUUUAAAGAAAUGAAGGACAAAUUUACAACGCAAAAGGAGUCUGAGCGCUGUUACAUCUCAGUUUCUGUCUUCACUGCGAAAAAAAUCCAUUUCUUUCACAGUGUUUUUGCCAUUUUCUGUCUUAAAUCAAGGUGCAUUUAGUUGAGAAGCUAAAUUAUAUACACUUUACAUUAUGAAUAAUGUGUCAAAAUAUUGCCGUAAAACAAACUAAUGUCUGGCUAGAACUAAACUAGAACUAAACUAAUUGGGGCCAGAAAUAUAAACGUUCAUUCGCUUUUAAUUACGUUUAUUUUUCAGACCUAAUUGACAUAUUUGUUCAUGUUUUAAGGAAAAAUGAAAACAAUAAAAAUCUCUGAGCUAACAUGUUAUUAAGCAAAAUCAUGUUAUUUUAAUACAUCUUCGCUUAAAAUAAUACCAAAAAUAUAUCAUUCUUUCCCUUUUGAGUGUGUUUUGACCUAAUCUUGAGUGUUUUUGGGAGAUUCUAAAACAAAUUUUUGUUGCGUAUUCACGUGGCAUAUGCCAUCAUACAGCUGGCUUUUUGGUCAUAGACUUCAGAAUGUAGUUUUCCAUCUUGCAUAGCUUUAAAAUGCACGCAGAUAUUUAACGUUCAAGACAAAGCUGAAAUACACUGUAGGAUAGAUGCAUGCUGUAAAGGCUCCACCCACUUCUGAAAAGGAGGAGGGGAGAAGCACCUUAUUUGCAUUUAAAGAGACACAAUUUAAAUAAAAAUGUUGUUUCCAAUUGAAAUAUUGCCAUCUAAAAUAUAAAAUAGUAAAUAAUCUAAGGCACAUUUUGAGUUUAAAAACAAACAAAUUAACACCUGAGACUUUUAUUAUGUAAAAAAGCAAGUAAAUAGCUUCCCAUUAAAGUGAAAUCUAAACAUUUUUAGAUGGAAAUAUCAGUAUGUUAAAGGCUGGUUUAUACUUCUGCAUCGAGUGAUCUUGCACAUUGUCGUGCAUUUAUACUUCUGCCUGCUUUUUGUGUUGCAAUAACACUUCUGAAACACUAGCCGGCAGUAAGUGUUUAUGUUUCUCUGUGUCGAGUUUCUUCGCAGGUGUUUUGUUUUAUCUGAAUGCUACCUUAAUGUACAAGUAGCUAAAACUCAAUCAUUCAGAGGUGGGAACCGGCGGACGUGCAACAACUUUAAUAAUAAGAUAAACACAAAACAAAAGUUUCCAUCCGGAGCUCCUUCACGGCACUCCACACUUGUAAACACUCAGGCUCGUGACUCUCAGCACCACCCUGAGCAGAUCUUGCACUAUGCCUCAUUGCGAUGUGUAGUUACAUUUUUCAUCCGUGCGAUUGCUGCGCCGGACCAUAUACCUGCGCUUGACGCAGAAGUAUAAAUCAACCUUAUGGAAGCUAGCGUACUCCGAAACUGUGACACAAUUCGUUUUUAAUAAGAUAUAAACAUUCAGAUCUCUGUUUUUUCGAUGUCACCUCAUACUUCAGUUUCUCAUCAAAUCUUCUGACCAAUUAAAAACUCUCUAGUAUCUGAUAUGCUCCGCCCCCUUCAGUACUACUUCUCAUUUAAUAUGUUUGAUCUCAACCACUCUCACUAGCUCAAAAAAAGCUAUUAUAAGCUAUUUAUUUGUCCUGCCCUGUCUUUAUUUCAGUUUAAAUUACGUCACGUAUUGGACAAGAAUGCACAUUUCAAAGCACUUCAUGAAAUAUUUUAAUAUAAACUCACUUCAUUUUUAUUUUUCCGGCCAGUCAUUUAGCUUCUCGACAAAUACGUCACUGAUUAAAGAACGUCAAAAUCUUUGUCAUAAAUCCUGUGGAAGAGUGUGAUUUUUGCGCAGUGUUGUGGUUGUUUGCUAAUAUGUGUGUUAGGGUUGUCACGAUACUGGAAUUCGAUACCAAUCGGUACUGAAGUUUUAAAAACGUCCGUUUAAAAUGCCGUAUCUGUGGUUACACGCAGUAAACAACGGUGAGUUUGGUGAACUGAUGACCUUCACGGCCAAUCACAGUCAUUUCUGUUGAGCACGUGAACACAGUGGCAAAUCAGUGCUGUUUAAGAAUGCGCUCAAAUGUUUGCAGGAAAUGGACGUUAUUAAAAUUUCAGUGCCGAUUGGUACCGAAUUCCAGUAUCGUGACAACCCUAAUGUGUGUAUGCGUUUGUGUGUGUGUAUGAGAGUGUAAGUUUGCAGCGACUGCUUCACGUAGACUGAAGUACGGAUGUACACAUUGCUAGUUUACAUGCAUUCAACUGCCACCUUUGAAACUGUCCGGUCUCCGUCGGUAAACGAGCUCGUUUGUGACAUCAUCGCUCUAAUGGAGGCUCUUCUGGUAAAAAAUUUGCAUUCAUUAAUCCUUGCGCAAAAAUGAUUUCUACUUAUUUGCAUUAAUAUCAAGUCUUCCUUUUGACACGUAGCCUCCUUUUAGGUGUUGUUCUCAUCGAUGAUCGAAACCUACGGAGACGCCUCACAAAAACUACUGCACGGCACACACUGUAACUAUUUAACCAACGAAAAAUAAGCAAUAAGUUAUUUUUUUGAACUCAAGUAAUAAUGAACGCCGGUACUGGUGGUGCGAUUUUAUGUGGCAUUAAGAAUUAUUUUUCAGAAAAAAAAAUAGUAAUUAAAGAAGCUAUAUUUUUCAAGAUCCGUUUGAAGCCCUUGUAAUUGUGUGAGAUUUCUACACUACGUGUUGGUUGUUUGUUUUGGAUGAAAGGGGAUCAGCGGUGGUUUUGGUGUAAGCAUCAGAAGGCUGGCGCUCCGUCCCGCUGCUGUGGAGCCGCACGCCGACACUGUGACCUGAUGCUCCUCUCGCGCCCUUUACUGUAUUUUUUUAUUUUUCACCUCUGGAAAUUUUUCAAAUAAAAAGAUCCUAAUAAAUUAUUUUAAAACAUUCCA
Molecule: messenger RNA, 5320 nt
Organism: Danio aesculapii
Lineage: Eukaryota; Metazoa; Chordata; Actinopteri; Cypriniformes; Danionidae
Product: RNA-binding protein Musashi homolog 1-like
Exons: 14
Coding region: 189-1232 (347 amino acids)
Cellular component (GO): cytoplasm
Molecular function (GO): RNA binding
Source: RefSeq, a predicted model, not a curated record